Drosophila innubila is the source of this 3939-nucleotide messenger RNA. It is a transcript of the gene aPKC, whose product is annotated as atypical protein kinase C. The transcript has 9 exons. Lineage: Eukaryota; Metazoa; Arthropoda; Insecta; Diptera; Drosophilidae. Gene Ontology annotation, biological process: protein phosphorylation; establishment or maintenance of cell polarity. The coding region runs from base 247 to 3192 and encodes 981 amino acids. Gene Ontology annotation, molecular function: ATP binding; protein serine/threonine kinase activity; protein binding. The record is from RefSeq and is a predicted model, not a curated record.
CCACUGUGCAAUUUGGUCUAAAGCUUUCAUACUCUCUGUGCGUUACUUUGUGCCGCUUGUUGACAUUGCCAGUUUAUGCAAAUUUGCGGCAAUUAAUCGCAGCCAGCAACAGAAAGAGUCAAGUGCAAAACAAACGAAACCAAUCCAAACCGAUUCUGCAACGCGCCUCGUACAAAACUAAAACAGUAACAACAAAACCAACAAAACCAGCAAAAGCCACAAAAACAAAACAAAACAAAACGAAAUAUGGCCUGGGGCUAUUGGUCCGCCACAACAGUGGAUCGUGGACGUUCGCCGCGCCGACUGACGCAGUGCACCCCGUUGCCCGUAAAUCUCGUACAGCAGGAGGAGGAGGAGGAGCAGCCACCGCCCUGUCUGCCACAACAACAACAGCAGCAGCAUCAGCAACAACAACAACAACAGCAGCAGCAGCAGCAACAGUCGCAGCAGUCACAGACCUGCCCCAACACACCCUCAGCCAAUCAACAAGGCGGCGGCACACUCUGCUACAGUCCGACAUGCCGUUCACGCUGCUCCAGCCCGUGUCCGGGCUCACCAUGCGGCUCCAUAACGCCGCCGCCUCCGCCGUUGCUCACGUCCUCGCAACAGCAUCUUCAUCAGCACUCGAACAAGAAUUGCCCGGCCGCACAGCAGUUGCUCACGCAUCUGGACUAUGCGGCCCGGAGGCAAUCGCUGGAUCAGCUGGACAGUCCGCAGGCCAAUCAGCUGUCGGACAUCAUGUGCCGCGGCGCAGUGGUCAGUUCCAUACAAUCGGCGAACAAUACGCUGACCAGAGGCGUCUCGUUGCACAGUCGGAGUGGCAGCGCCCAUGGCAGUCAUCAUAGUCACAGUCAUCAUGGCAGCGCUCACGGCUCACUAGGCUGUCUGCAGGGAGGCGUGGGAGUUGGAGUUGGAGUCGGUGUCGGUGUCGGAGUGGGCACAGGCAGCACUGGAAGCAUUGGAAUGAUGUCCGCGAGUCAUAUAGAUACGGGUGAUUACGAUGUGCCGCAUCCGCAUCCGUAUACGCAUCAUUAUAUGCAGACAACAGCCUCAGUGACGCCACCGCAUGCGACGCUAAGCAGGCCAGGAUCGGCGGGUGCCGUCUGCACCGGUCAUGAUUCUGGCUCGGAUUCGAGUCAGGGCUGCGGUGGUUCCAUAAUGGGUGGCAUGCUGGUAAUGGGCCAUGCUGGCCAUAUGGGUAGUCUGGGCCAUCACAGCACCGGCAGCGGUUCCCUGGGCCGUUGCUCCAGCCGCUGUCACAACACAACCACCACCGAUGACUCGGGCGGUGGCAGUAGCGGUGGUGGAGGUGGUGGUGUCGGUGUUGGCAUUGGUCUUGGUAUUGGCGGUGCCACGGUUGCUGUUGGCGGCCCUGGCAUGCUCAUGGACUAUCAUCAUGGCCAUCACAGUGGCAGCGCUGGCAGCGGCCUCAAUGGCUGUGGAGGCGGCGGUAGCAUCGCUGGUGGCAGCAUUGGCGGACGCAGCAGCGUCCUGGGCACCAUUCACAAUGGCCACGGUCAUCAUCAUCAGCAAUACCAUCACGAAUGCAUACACUAUGAACGCUUGCCCAUUCCCGUGCCCAUUCCCACAGUGCCCAUGGGCGUAACGCAACAACAACAACAGCAACAGCAACAACAUCAGAUGCCCUCACAGCAUCAGCUACAGUCGGAGGAGGAGAUUGAGCCGGCCUACGCAACAGUAUUUCCGAAUGUUCCUCAAGCACCGGGCCUGUCCUGUGAUGGCGAAGAUCGAAGCAUCUACAGAAGGGGAGCGCGUCGUUGGCGAAAAUUAUAUCGCGUCAAUGGACACAUUUUCCAGGCCAAGCGUUUCAAUCGCCGUGCCUUCUGUGCCUAUUGCCAGGAUCGCAUCUGGGGCCUGGGUCGUCAGGGUUUCAAGUGCAUACAGUGCAAGCUGCUGGUGCACAAAAAGUGUCAUAAGCUGGUGCAAAAGCACUGCACGGAUCAGCCAGAGCCGUUGGUCAAGGAGCGUGCCGAGGAGGCCAGUGACCCGAUGCCGGUGCCAUUGCCACCGCUGCCAUAUGAGGCGGUUGGUGGCGCCACCGAAUCGUAUGACACACACGAGGAUGCGCAUAUUGUGGCACCGCCACCGCCCGAAGAUUCCCUGGAGCCGGCCACACAACGCCAGUAUUCACUGAACGACUUUGAGCUGAUACGUGUCAUUGGACGCGGCAGUUACGCCAAGGUGCUAAUGGUGGAACUACGGCGUACCCGUCGUAUUUAUGCGAUGAAAGUGAUCAAAAAGGCGCUGGUCACCGACGACGAGGACAUUGACUGGGUGCAGACCGAGAAGCAUGUCUUUGAGACGGCCUCGAAUCAUCCAUUCCUGGUGGGUUUGCACUCCUGCUUCCAGACGCCCUCGCGCCUCUUCUUCGUCAUUGAGUUUGUGCGCGGUGGCGACUUGAUGUACCACAUGCAGCGGCAACGUCGCCUGCCCGAGGAACAUGCACGCUUCUAUGCCGCCGAGAUCAGCUUGGCGUUGAAUUUCCUGCACGAGAAGGGCAUCAUUUAUCGGGAUCUGAAGCUCGAUAACGUGCUGCUGGAUCAUGAGGGUCACAUAAAGCUAACCGACUAUGGCAUGUGCAAGGAGGGCAUUCGUCCGGGUGACACCACCUCCACAUUCUGCGGUACUCCCAACUAUAUUGCACCCGAAAUACUGCGAGGUGAAGACUAUGGCUUCUCGGUGGACUGGUGGGCAUUGGGUGUGCUUCUUUAUGAGAUGCUAGCUGGACGUAGUCCUUUCGACAUUGCCGGCGCUUCUGAAAAUCCCGAUCAGAAUACUGAAGAUUAUCUGUUCCAAGUGAUUCUGGAGAAGACUAUACGCAUACCGCGUUCAUUGAGCGUUAAGGCUGCAUCCGUAUUGAAAGGUUUCCUCAACAAAAAUCCCGCUGAUCGCUUGGGUUGCCAUCGCGAAUCUGCCUUCAUGGAUAUUGUCAAUCAUCCGUUCUUCAAGGUCAUCGACUGGGAAAUGCUCGAACGCAAACAGGUUUCGCCACCAUUCAAGCCACGUUUAGACUCAGAUCGCGAUCUGGCUAAUUUCCCGAUCGAGUUUACCGGCGAACCGGUGCAACUGACACCAGAUGAUGACCAUGUCAUUGACAACAUCGAUCAAUCGGAGUUCGAGGGCUUUGAGUAUGUGAAUCCCUUGCUUAUGUCUCUAGAGGAUUGCGUCUGACACCACGAGACGUGUGAUUUGCAUCCGUAUAAUAUUCGUCUCUAUGGUGAAGAUUCCAGUGAUUAUGAUUCCGUGGCUGAUGACUUGAGCCUCCUGCAUUUAAACAGCGCGGGAGGUGUAGCCAAUACCAAUAAUAAUAUAAGCCAGCAGCAACAUUAUCGCCAACAGCAGCAACACCAGCUGCAACAGGCCCAGCAAUAUCAUCCAUACCCACAGCAACAACAACAACAACAACAGCAGCAGCAACAUCAUCAUAAUGGUAACAAUAACAAUCAUAAUAAUCAAAUGCAAGCAAAUAAUAAUAAAAGUCUACUGCAGCACAUGUUUUGCCUUCCAUUGAACUAAUUAAAAUAACGAAUUAGAUACAGAUAACAGCAACAAGAGCAACUGCUAGCAGACAGCAACAACAACUAGCAAAAGCAACAAAAACAAAACAAAAAAUACUAACUAAAACAAUUAACUACAAUUAUAAUCUUCUAUAUAAAACAAAUGUCACACAACAAAAGAAAAAAACUAACAAAAAAAGUUAAGAAAAAAGAUAAAUGAACUACUUUCAUACCAAAAAACUGUCACAAGUUGCGAGUAUUACACUAAACUACAAACGAUUACUUUACUAUUUGAGCACCUAGGCAACUAGGCAACUCUAUGCAUGCAAAAACAUCAGCAACAACAAGCAAAAACAAUUUCAAAACUCUAUGCAAGACUUUUCAGCAAGUACGUUAAUACAAAAGUAUAUAAAAGCAAAAA